AUGUCAGGACGGUCGAUCAGAUUCGUCGACACAACUCAGACUUCCUUUGGCAAGCGGAAGCAGGUGUCACGUGCUUGCGAUGGCUGUCACAGAAAGAAGAAGCGAUGCUCCCACGUGAUACAGGAAGACGGAAUACCCUCUGGCCACAGCGUGAGCCUCUCGCAACGACAUUUGGCCACCUCAGUACCACGUGAGGGUGAAGCACAUGGCACCAACGACAGACCGGACCAGACUGAUAUGGACUUCGACGAUGGGAAUGAUCAAGUUGCAGGCAUUCGUUCGAGUGAGACGAACAUCAUAAGUCGCGACAGCGAUGUUGCCUAUUUACCCAGAUCGCCAACCCGCGUUGCACGUUUCAUCGGCGACAUGAAUCCAGAAGGCGUGUUCCUUACAGCCACAGAGACCGAGACCAGUGCACACCCCGAUGGAUCCAACAGACGAAUCAUAGGAACUUGGUCGACGGAGCAGCACAGCCAACAAGGCCCGUCCGGAGAGCAACGUGCAACGCUCCCAGGUCGGCUUGGCCUGUUGCAUGGCUUCAAACCUGCAAUCCUGGCCGCGAUAGUGCCCAUACUCGAACAGGAAUGCAUCCAGACUAUACCACCACCCGUACACCGCGAGGCACUUGCCGCGUUGUAUUUCGACAAGUUCAACCCACUGCUUCCGCUCAUUAAAAAGUCUGCGUAUGAUGCUAUACCAGCUCAGUCUCCAUCCCGAUUGCUACUCGACCAAGGCAUCUGUCUAGUUGCCUCGAUGGAUCCAUCCUCCAGCAGCCACUUGUAUCUCUCCAGCGACGCGGUUGUAUCAAAUCGCAGAGACUUCGGGCACCGAAUGCUCUCUGCCUUGCGAAUGAGCAUCGAGAUGGGGAGAGUGGUAGACAAGAUGCUUCUUGUACAACUCCUUACUCUCAUGUCGCUUUUCCAGGAAGGACCCGACGGCGCCGAGAACUCGUUAUCGAUGUUGGGUCGUGCCGUGCAGCAUCUACACUCCCUGGGGCUUCAUCUUUGCAUGGAGAAAGAUGAUUCGUACUUUGAUCACGCGGAUACGCUGUUCUGUUGUGUGUGGUUUCUGGAUAGGUUGAGUGCCGCGUCGCAGUCAAGGAGGGUGCGCAGCCGGGCAACCCCACCAAAAAUAUAUCCGAGAAUGAUGCGGGGACCAAACCAUCGACCGGGCUCAGCUGCAUCGCCAUCCUGUCCCGGUACAGUGACACCACUGCAGCUCUCUUAUGGUUCCGACUGCUACUACUACACCAAUGUUCCGGGCGCAGACCCGUUCGAAAUGUUUGACCCCAACUUUGACUUGACUGCGAUUGAUUCCUUCUUCGAGGGCAAUCUCGACCUAUCAUUCCCCACGCAAUAG
Boeremia exigua is the source of this 1359-nucleotide messenger RNA. RefSeq lists its product as uncharacterized. The transcript is spliced from 2 exons. Gene Ontology annotation, molecular function: DNA-binding transcription factor activity, RNA polymerase II-specific; zinc ion binding; DNA binding. Gene Ontology annotation, biological process: regulation of DNA-templated transcription; DNA-templated transcription. The record is from RefSeq and is a predicted model, not a curated record. The coding region runs from base 1 to 1359 and encodes 452 amino acids. NCBI's taxonomy places the organism in Eukaryota, Fungi, Ascomycota, Dothideomycetes, Pleosporales, Didymellaceae.